AUGCUUGACCGGAAGUCCUCAUUUUCGUUGGGACACUUUGACGUUAACAGCUCUGGGCAGAAAGCUGCGAUGCUGUCAGUUCUCAUUAACCUGGAGGUAAAAUGACCGAAAAACGAAGCGAGGCUCCGGUUCUUCCUGUCGGACUCUGAGCUGAGGAGCAACGGGCGGCUGUGGGUCGGAUCCACGGGGCUUCCGCUGCACCGCUGGGCUCCGCCAGGUCUUCACAGGGCGGGGUGAUGUUUAGGUUCCGGUAUAAAAGCGGCACGAAAAUGGGAACCAGACGAGACGAGGAGCCGGCUGACGACGCGGAUCUUUUAUCUCAGAGACAGGAAUGAGAAGCUCGGCGUGAAGGAGGGGCAGGGCGGCGGUGUAACCGUCUGUGGAGGGCCCUGGCCGGGUUGAAGCGUGUCUCUGCCUCCGCCUCCUGUCUGUCACUGCUAUGAGGACGCUUUUUACUCUCUGUUUGUUCCUGAUCGGUGGAGCGGAGCGGGCGUGGGCCACCGGGAACCUGACCGUGGACAGCAGCACCGUCACCAACCGGGGGAACCACACCGGGUACAUCACGAUCGGUGACGGAUCGUCGCAAGAAUUUGAGUUUCCGGAAAACACGGAAGGGGUGAUCGUGAUCUCCAGUCGGUACCGGGGCUCCCCGACAGUUCGGGUUCGCUCUUUGGACCCAGAGGUCCUGUCCAUCCUGAAUGUGACGGACGGCGGCCAGACUGGACCCGCCGGCAGCUUUAUCAUAAACAUCCGCUCCGGGUUUCCAGGCAGAGCUCCGCUGCACAUCCAGCUGAUGAACCUGGACAGGGACUCUUCCCCGGUUCUGAUCGAGGAGAGAACGGAUUACACCAUCAGAGUGGAGCCCGGUGAGGACGACCAGGCCACCCGGCUGCUCCAGUCCGGGGGCUUGUCCCACUUCACGGAGAACCCGGUGCUGUUCGCCUUGCUGCCCCUCAUCUUUGUCAACAAGUGUGCCUUCGGCUGUAAGGUGGAGGUGGAGGUUCUGCGGGGGCUGUGGAGGAGCCCUGUGCCCCUGCUGCUGGGGGUUCUGGCCCAGUUCCUGGUGAUGCCGCUCUAUGCCUACUGUGUGUCCCGGCUGCUCUCACUGCCCAAGGCGCUCUCCCUCGGCCUGGUCAUCACCUGCUCUGCCCCUGGGGGAGGGGGUGGCUACCUGUACAGCCUGCUGCUGGGGGGGGAUGUCACCCUGGCCAUCUCCAUGACGCUGGUGUCCACUGUGGUGGCCACGGCAGCCAUGCCGCUGUCCUCUGCUCUGUAUGGCCGACUGCUGGGCGUGCACGCUGCCCUCCAUGUGCCAUUUGUGAAGAUAUUGGGGACCCUCUUGUUCAUCGCUAUCCCCAUCUCCUUGGGCAUGCUGAUCAAGCUUCGCCUGCCGGCUCUAACCCGUGUCCUGCUAGUGCUCAUCCGACCCUUCAGUCUCGUGCUCAUGAUCGGUGGCAUCUUCAUGGCCUACCAAAUGGGUGCGUCCAUCCUGUCCAACGUCCAGCCCCAGAUUGUUGCAGUUGGGGUGACUGUGCCUUUGCUGGGCCUCUUGGUUGGUGCCAUCCUGGCCAGAAUAGCACGCCUGGCCAUACCACAGAUGAAAACGGUGAGCAUCGAGGUGGGCGUCCAGAACAGCCUGCUGGCUCUGGCCGUCAUGCAGCUGUCGUUCCGGCGGGUGGAGGCAGACUUUGCAUCCCAGGCGCCCUUUAUCGUGGCGCUCAGCAGCACCUCAGAGAUGUUACUUAUCGUCCUGGGAUACUUUGUCCAGCGGAGGCUGUGCCGCUCUGCUGACCUCAGGAGUGACGCCUGAUUGUAGCGAAAGAACUUUCCUGAAGACUGAACUUUAAUGGGACGUUUGUACUGCCUUGAAGGCGACCGACAGAUCGAGUCCAGUCAUCACUGUUGUACAGCGGACAGUGACAAUGACUUUUUGUGCUUAUUUUAAUGUUGUUUUUGGUAUGUUUUUUGAUGAAAACCAAAGGCCUUUUACCCCCCCAAGACCUUCUUGUGUGUCGGUCCUUUUUUCAGAUCAGAUUAUACUGUGAGGUAUGUCGUGUUGAAAUUCAUAAGAAGAGAGAAGCCUAUGACAGAAGAUAUUUUUCUACCAGACUACUUUUUGUAAUCUUAAAAUCAAAGACUGAAAAUGUAUCAUGUUUACAAGUGAUCUACGUGUCUUAGACUGGGAGGGGAACACCGUCGCUUCAAGAGGAAGCUCUCACAAUCUACAGUACGAGAAACUUUUCAGAAAGUAUUUGCCACUGAUUGUGUCCUGGAUGUUUUACAUCCAUGUACUUGAAUAUUUGCAAGUUAUGAAAAGCCAAUAAAAGUCCUUGUGAGAGCUUUAAUUUAUCAGCUGUUUGUUUUCUGAUGAUCAUAACUAGAAACUAUCUUGUUUUCCUGAUGGUUCUGCUUAGGCCUGAUAACACAGUUUGGCAUGAUUCAGGAUUGCUUAUUUCCCUUUUACCCAUGAAUAGACAAAAACUUUUACACAACGCUUGUCUCAAUAACAAAAUGUGAACCGUUACAGUUUGCUUAAGUAUUCACUCCUCCUUAACCAUUCUUUCCUUGCCUCCCAACAUCAAGCUUGAAUGUCCUUUAUUCGGAUUCUGUUCCGGACCAACACAAAGUCCAGAACUGAGGAAAAGUUCUUGAUUCUUACAAAUGAAUGAAAUUAUAGUUUUUUUUCUUACCCUCCUUAACUAUGAAUUUCUUAAAACCAAAUCCAGUGAAACAAACUCCAUUAGCUGUGUGCCAUUGAAUGCAUGAAUGAUUCAAUUAUUCUAAAAGGACAUUUUUCAAAUUUUUAUUUUUAGAAAAAAAGUGUUGGGGAAAAAAUGGACAACUAAUAUUCCCUUUCACUUGUUUAUCAGUCAAAUUAAGUCCUAAUGAUGUAAUAUGUAGACAAAAUGUAUGACGGGGUGUGAAUACUUUCAUAGCUGCCCUGAAAAGAGACAAAUGAGGAUGUUUAAUUUUUCGCUAAACUUUGCAUCUUAAGAACCUGAGUUUCUUCGGCUCACAGCUGAAAAAAAAUGUUCUGUGAAAAUGUUUCUAAUUAUCUUUGUGUAUUUAAGUCUUUUAAAUGUGUUUUUUUGUUGUUUUGCAAAGUGAAGGCCAACAAAACUGAGUGAGGAAGCAAACAACUAGAAAAGAAAGUAAAGAAUUCCGGGAAGAGAUGUGAGUUUACUUGAAAAGCAUCAUAAAAAAUUGUUUUCCAGAG
Cyprinodon tularosa is the source of this 3217-nucleotide messenger RNA. RefSeq names its product solute carrier family 10 member 3 (gene slc10a3). Gene Ontology annotation, biological process: bile acid and bile salt transport. The coding region runs from base 440 to 1810 and encodes 456 amino acids. NCBI's taxonomy places the organism in Eukaryota, Metazoa, Chordata, Actinopteri, Cyprinodontiformes, Cyprinodontidae. Gene Ontology annotation, molecular function: bile acid:sodium symporter activity. The record is from RefSeq and is a predicted model, not a curated record. The transcript has a single exon. Gene Ontology annotation, cellular component: membrane.